UUUGUUAAUGUGACACUGGUAAACUCAAUAAAAAUUAUAAAGAAAAAAAAAGAAGUCACAGAACUAUUUCUGGAGGACCGGGGAUUCACAGGUUGAGAGCCUCUGGGAUAGUAACACAUCCGAGUGUCUCUUGAGCCGUGAUGGCAAGAUCGUCAGCGUAGAUGAAACUCUAUGAUGGCAUAUUAUCAGAUUAGAUCUUCUUCUAAGGCUGCUUUGAAGAACCUGGCUAUCAUUCCGAGCCAAACAAUGAUCAGGGACGAUGGGAGCUGGUUUCAGAGACACCUUGAGAAGGCGAAAACGAAUCCUCCAGACCCUUUGCCUGGCCUCUCCGGAGCUUCCUCUCCAAGCGACACAGCACUUCCAGGGCCAAGUGGUGAGCUCAUGCCGGGCUGAAACCCGAGGAGACACAUGCCCGCUUUGGGCACUGCCAGGCUAUGAGCUCAAGGUGGUAUUUUUAGAGGCAAGACAUGACUUCACUCGGCGAAAGGGUGAGCAGAACGGCAACCCGAAGGGAACGCGGACAGGCUGGGUGAGUCUCUAGGCCAGCUCACCUUUCCCAAUGCCUCCCUCGCCACUGGAAGAAAGGAUCGGCGUGCUGCAGAGACCCAAGACCUUGGCCUUGCGCCUCAACCACAGCUUUGGGCACAACGGCGGCGGCGGCAGCGGCGAGAAGCAGCGCCAGCCCUCUCCUCCUCUGCCGCCUUCUCCGGCUUGCAAAGCGUCCAGCCAGGCCCCGGCGGCUCCCAAGGGCGAGGAAGCCCGCAGGGGUGCCGUCCUCCAGCCCAACCAUUCCCACACCAUCGACAUCAAGCUGACCGUGGGGGGCGGCCAGGCCCGGGUCCCGCCGGAGCGGAACCUCUCGCUGCAGCUGGACCUUAAGCAAAGCGGCGAGCGGCAGGGCGGGGUGCUGGCCCCGCAGCUGAAGGUCUUCCUGCCCCAGGCCAAGCUCAAGAAGCGGUGCUUCAAGGAGAACUCCAAGCCGGUGCUGGACACCUCGGCCAGCUCCUCCUGCCUCUCCAGCCCGGCCAACACCAUGCACCCCUUGAAAUGUGGCUGCCGGGGCUGCUGGCGCCUCAUGCGCUGUGACGACGUGGGUCCCAAGUCCGGCUUGCGCUCCUUGGGCUGCUUCUCCUGCCGCUCCAGCCUGCGCUCCCUGAGCUGCUCCAGCUGCAGCCCGCCGUCCCUCAAGAAGCUGGGCUGCUUGCCCUGCGCCCCGGCCGCCCUGCGCUCCUUGGCCUGCCUGGCCUGUAACCCCUCGGUCAAGUCGGGCAGCUCCUCCUGCAGCUUCUGCAGCAGCGACCCCAUCGUGGCCUACGACCCCCGGCCGGGCUCGUCCCCGGCCCCCAGCUGCUACGGCGGGGACGACGACGACGACUACAGCGUCCGCACCAUCUGGCCGGACGAGCUGGCCAAGAAGAUGACCAAGACCCGGGCGCAGCAGCAGCAGCCGACGACGGCGCCGCACCACCAGACGUCCCCCCUGAUCCUGGACUGUCGCAACUUGGUGGAAUACACCAAGAGCCAUCUUCAGGGGGCCAUGCGCUUCGGGGUGGCCGAGGUGGCGGGCCGGCGGCGGCUUCAGCAGGGCAAGUUGGCUAUGCUGGAUUUCCUCUCCUCCCGAGGGGGAGGCUGCGAUUGCAGGGACUCUUCGCUCCAGCGCCUCUGGCCCAAGGAAGCCGGGAACAGCGCCGGACUCGAUCCUGCCCCAGACAGCCCCCCGCAACCGCACAAGACCCAGCCCUCGCACAACCUGCAUCUCAUGCUGAACCUGCUCAACAAAGACGGGCCAGAGGAGCCCGGCAAGAGAGAAGGUACCGACAGCCCCGACGACUUGGGCCCGCCACUCACGCCUGACUUGGAGAAUGCCGAGCUGAGCCCUAUCCUGCCCUUCCUUUUCCUGGGCAACGAAAGGGACGCCCAGGACCUCGAGCGGAUGCUGAGCCUCAACGUGGGCCACGUCCUCAACGUCACCACCCACCUGCCCCUCUACCACGCUGACAGUGGACGCCUCCGCUACAAGCGCCUGCCCGCCACGGACAACAGCCGCCAGGACCUGCGCCAGUACUUUGAGGAAGCCUUUGAGUUCAUCGAGGAGGCCCACCAGAGCGGCAAAGGGGUCCUCAUCCACUGCCAGGCGGGGGUCUCGCGCUCGGCCACCAUCGUCAUCGCCUACUUAAUGAAACACACGCUGAUGACCAUGGGUGACGCCUACAAAUACGUCAAGGGACGGCGGCCCAUCAUCUCGCCCAACCUCAACUUCAUGGGACAGCUGCUGGAGUUCGAGACGGAUCUCAACGCCGGCGUCACACCCCGCAUCCUCACCCCGAAACUGGCCGGAGUGGAGACCGAAGUGUGAACAACAAUCCCGGGUGUGGGAGGGGGGGGGGUGAGGGCGACCUCCGGCAAUCUCAGGGCUAGGAAGAGGUGUGCGUGGGGUGUGUGUGUGCGUGCAAUAAGGGACCGACAAACUGUGUGGUACUGGACAAUAGCUCAGCUGAAGCAGUGAUGCGAGCAUUGGUUGGGUGGGCAGCUUCGAGGCCACUGAAAAGCCAUUGCUGCAACAAUACAAAUAGAUGGGUUUGGGGUUUUUUUUUCGGUGGGUGGGAUGCCUUUCUACUAGUGGUGUGCGUUGUCUCGUUUCAUUUCUGACUUUCGUUGUAGGGCACGAGCCGUUUUCGGAAAGCCUCCCGAAAUUGGGAGGGUUGUUUUCGAUUGUUUUGUUUCGGAGGCCCGAAAAUCGGCCCAUUAUGGUGGGCGGCUUCCCACAAACUGGCUCCCCUUCCUGAGGCGUUUGGCUGUCUGGCAGGCACUGCACUUCUUCUCUUCCUUGUCCUCCCUGCCUCCCACAUGCCCACAGUGCCCCACAUUAACUCACGGGAGUCAUGGCCAGGCAGCCCCACAUCCAGACCUCAGCAAGCAACUCGGAGAGUGUGGUGGGCGCUCGACUGCAGGCAGGCACUGAGAGGCACACACAGGCUUCCCAGGUCUGCCUGCACACCCCACGCCCCACAAACUCUCCCUGGAAAGAAAGUGUGCUCAGUGCCUCAGCAAGCAACUCAGCGAGUGUGGUGGGCGCUUGACUGCAGGCAGGCACUGGCUUCCCAGGUCUGCCUGCACACCCCAGGACACACAAACUCUCUCACUUUCUUUCCAGGGAGAGUUUGUGUGGCGUGGGGCAUGUAGGCAGACCUGGGAAGCCAGUGCAUCAUGCCUCUCAAUGCCUGCCUGCAGUUGAGCGCCCACCACACUCUCCGAGUUGCUUGCUGAGCCACUGAGAGGCAUGCACAGGCUUCCCAGGUCUGCCUGCACACCCCAUGCCACACAAACUCUCCCUGGAAAGAAAGUGUGAUCAGUGCCUCAGCAAGCAACUUGGGAGAGUGUGGUGGGCGCUCAACUGCAGGCAGGCACUGAGAGGCAUGCACAGGCUUCCCAGGUCUGCCUGCAUGCCCCACGCCACACAAACUCUCCCUGGAAAGAAAGUGUGUGUGUGGCGGGGCAUAGGCAGUCCUGGAAACGCACACUCGCCUCUCAAUACCUGCCUGCAGCUGAGCGCCGACAAUCACACCCACACAAAACAUGGAAAGGAGGGAGGGGAGGUGGUUCCUUCCGCCCUGAUGAUGAGCUCCGGAUGUGGGGCUGCCCGGCUGUGACUCCCGUGAGUGAACGUGGGGCAUUGUGGGUGCAAGGAGGGAGGAAGAGGAAGAGAAGAAGUGCGCACGCAUGAAAUUUCGGCACCAGAUGAAAGCAGGCUUUCGUGUCGAGCUGAGUUUCGUGUGGGAAGGGGAACUUUCUGAAUAAACGAAAGAAACGAUACGAAGGAAGUUUGCGCACAUGCCUACUCUCUACACUUGCCAACCAAUAAGCACUGACGAAACCGAUGUUAUUUCUAUGUAGAACUUUCUUCUCUCAGCCUCAGUGUAUUGGGAUUGGGAGGGAUUCGAGAUGUGCGCAUGAGAGAAAUCUCAUUGGGUUUAAUUUAUUGGGAUGGGAAGCGUGUGUUUGUGAAGAUGUGAAGUUUCUGCUCAUCUCUCCCCUCCUCGGUCCAGACUACUUCCCGUUCAACCAGGACGGAGAACAUUUUUAUGGGGUCGGGGUUGUCUCAACGCAUGUGUAUGAGUGUGUAUAUUACGGGAGGGGAUGACAAUGCGAGGGAGACGCCCUCCUUCCACAGUUAUCAGAAUUUAAUGCUCAGGAUUAUGACUUCUUCUAGGUAGAUGUUUUGGUGUGGAUGAAUGGAAAGAUAAGAGCCAGGAUAAUUUACAACUCCUUCCCCGUUUUUGCUGCUGGUGGUUGUGAGACCGGGCAUCCUGUGCCACUGUCUUAUUUAUUUAUUUGAGCUCUCCUACUGCUUGGCUUCUUCUUUGACCACCGAUCUGUUGACUGAAUCUUCAAAUGGUAGUAUGGUGGAAACUGGAAGAUGUGCUUGCGAAGGGGGCACAUUGACUGUCUCGCUCUUGCACACAGUUUAGGCACUUCCCCUUCUCAGGGUAUCGAUACCAUUGGGAUUGUCUUCCAUGAUGGAGGCCGUACUUACGAGCGGCGUUCACUAAAGGUUUCCCCUGACCCACUUCUAUUUAUCACAGGACGCUGAAACCGCACAUGUGUCAGGAUACAAGUCUCUUUAUGUGACGUGCCAAUUGGCAACCCGGAACUGAUCACGGUCUUGAUUGUAGAGGUGCUAACGUAGUGAGAGGUUAUAACGGAAUACAGAGCAGUCAAGUUCCUUGACUUGAAAGGCCGGAUGCACACCAAAGGAGACGUUUGUUCGAUGAGAUGAAAGAGGUUGACGGUGAUGAUUCCCCAUCAUAUGACGUAGUGAACAACUGGCAUCGUCAAUUCCAGUGUGGUCGGACUUCGGUGAAAACAGCUCCAACUCCAGGGCGACCUGCUAUUGAUGAACCCACCAUCUGGCAAGUGGAGAUUGCAAUUUUGGAAAAUCACUGUGUAACCAUUCGCCACCUAGCCCAAAAUGUCAAGAUUAUUGCGGAUUAUUGAUGAUAAAUGGAGCCAAGAGUCACCCGCAGAACAGUGACGUACCACUCAGGUUUGCAGAACAAAGAAAAGAGAUACAGGAACGAUCAAAUAAACAGUGGUAUUUACAAUGGUCCCGCUGAUUCCUUACAGAAGUCCACAGUCAUAAACAGUCCUUUCUCAGUCCACAAAUCUGCUUCUGAGAAGGAUACAGCCCUGUUUCUCCGCCCUCUUUUCUCAGCAGCAAACAGGCCUCGAAAAUAGCAAGGCAGAGUACACAGCUAUCUUCUCUAGCUGUACUCAGUCAGCACUGAAAAAAACUUGUUCAAACUGGUUCUACAGCAGCAGAACAGAAACAGUAUCAAAUCAAUUCUCAGGUCUUUGCAGCCCCAGCCAUUCGACUUCAUGCACUUCAUUUUCCAGUUGACACACAUAUAGCACAGUAUCUUUGCAAACCAUGACAAAGAUGAGUGUGGGAUCUGUGGAAAAAAUCAUCCAAGACCAUCUUCACAUGUAUAAGGUAUGCGCCGGCUGGGUUCCCCAUGGGCCCAUAACCAAAUGUCAGAGUAAUUUACGCAGCGCAGCAGCAGUUGGAUGGAAUCAGUGGAACGCAGAACGAAGAGACAUCCAGAGACUUUAGUAAAACUAUAUACAAGUUUUACUGUAAGCAGUAAUAAUCAAGACAAACAGACUUGCAGACGAACACAGGACUCUAGGCAGACAGGACUCGACACAGAACUGAGAACUGAACAGAACUGAUGCAAUCAGUAAUGCAUACACACACUUGUGUCUGGACACUCCCCAGUUCCAGCCACACAUCAAGGUCAUCACAGCUUCUCUUUACAGACUAUAGUACACUCUGGAUGAUGCAAUCAGUAUGCAAUACAGGCAAGACACAAAUUUCAUUUAAACACUAUCAAUACACAAAUCCCACAUUAACAACCUUUUCCGAAGCAGGAGCGAGUCGAAUGCCAUGGAAACCAGGAGGACUUUUCCAACAGACUGAUCACACCGGAUGAAAGCUGGGUCCAUCACUAUGAUCCUGAGACGAAAGUCCAGUCGAUGGGAUGGAAGCCUCAUGACUCCAAAGAAGGCCCAUGCCCAACUCGUGGCAGGCAACGUUCACAGUAUUUUGGGAUCCGCACGGAGUCGUAUGGAUGGAUUUCCUAACAAAGUAUUUUUCAGGUGAUGAGACUGAUUUCCGAAGUCACAGUGUGGCUUUGGGAGCAACUUGUCGAGGAGGUGUUGACAGUUGCUUCAAAAGAAGUGGAGAGAAGGACUCAGAACUGGGCCAAGCUUCGUUGCUUUCAGGCCACUGGAAGUGGUCAGGGGAAAUCUUGAACAAACGCCCCUCGUAAGAGGAUGGAGUGGAAUAGUUGGGGAGAGCAAUGAAGGAAUCCAAAAGAGUCACCCCUAACUUGUUGUACCACACCAUCCAUACUCUGGGAGAUACGGGAAUUGUAGUCCAAGGCUCUCGGAGGGCAAACAUUGUAGGAAGGCUACCUCCCGUAAAGUUCGUUUUGGGUUUCUUGGGAGUCAAAAGAAUCGGGUGUGUGGUUCUUCCCUCGCACCACUUAUCUCGAAAUGCAAUAUAUACAUAUAUUUUUGUUGUUGUCGGUUGCUCUUGAAGUGUCUCCUUCCUCUUCUCUCCUUUUCCCAUGCCGUCUGCAGAUGUUGUUUGGUUGCCUUGUUCGAGCGGUCUUCCAAGGCAGUCUUUUCUUGAGACGGUUGAGUCCGUUGACAUUAAUGCCGGCAGAGGCAUCCAUGUGGCUUCAGGGCCUACGAUACGGAGUUGGUGAACACGCAAAACGGCCUCCAAACUGUGAGAUAAUGCCGGGAGCAGGCAAAGAGUCCUUCCCCUCGCUGUAUUGUAAUUUCUUAAAUCCUGUCUCCAAGUGUCCCCAAAGUGCUCGCUGGUGCGAUUUAGAGCCAACUAGGAAUCAAAACAACCCAGCUGUAUGUGUCAGGAGCAACUUGAGAAACUACAGGUUGCUUCUGGUGUAAGAGAAUUGGCCGUCGGCUAAGACGUUGCCUGGAUAUUUUGACGUUCUACCAUCCUCGUGGGAGGCUUCUCUCACACCCCUGCAUGGGGAGCUAGAGCUGACAGGCGGGAGCUCACCCCACUCACCCUAGAUUUGAACUGCCAACCUUUUGGUCAGCAGUCCUGCUGGCACAAGGGUUGAACCCAUUGCGCCACCAAGUUGCUUCUGGUGUAAGAGAAUUGGCCGUCGGCUAAGACGUUGCCCGGAUAUUUUGACGUUCAACCAUCCUCGUGGGAGGCUUCUCUCACACCCCUGCAUGGGGAGCUAGAGCUGACCGGCGGGAGCUCACCCCACUCACCCUAGAUUUGAACUGCCAACCUUUUAGUCAGCAGUCCUGCUGGCACAAGGGUUGAACCCAUUGCACCACCGGGGGGAGGGCGCUCCAAGGAGAAAGUAAGACUGAAAUUUUUAGACAAAUGAGUGAAUUGAAAACGUUCAACUUUAGUAGGCAACUUGCAACUUCUGUUUCGGCCUCCACUGGAAAGUAACGUUGUCCCACAGUUGCAACAGCUUUGGCUGCAGCGGUGCACGACCUGGUUACCCACACCGCCCUGGUUCCUGGUGACUAUUCGUGCAAUGUUUCUCCUCCCUUUUGGAAAAUUUUGUACUUGAUAGUGAUGCCCCCACUCGCCCAGUUAGGCAAGAAGCAGGCGUGACCCGAGACGGAUAGGGCAGCUUCCCUUAGAUGUGUUCAGACGAUCUUUUCCCAUAGCCUCCCACUCUGGAGUUGUAAGGACAUAUGGGGACGGGGGGCUGCAAUAGAAUAUUCCCCUUUCCUUGCUGUUUCUCUUUGGAUCUUGUCUUUGUUAUUUAUUGGGCUCAACCAGUGGCCCCUGCUGUAAUUUAUUAAACAUAUUUCUGUUUUGUAA
This is a messenger RNA of Anolis carolinensis (green anole), 7882 nucleotides long. RefSeq names its product dual specificity protein phosphatase 10. The record is from RefSeq and is a predicted model, not a curated record. The coding region runs from base 560 to 2356 and encodes 598 amino acids. Gene Ontology annotation, cellular component: cytoplasm. Lineage: Eukaryota; Metazoa; Chordata; Lepidosauria; Squamata; Anolidae. Gene Ontology annotation, biological process: negative regulation of JUN kinase activity; protein dephosphorylation. The transcript has 4 exons. Gene Ontology annotation, molecular function: MAP kinase tyrosine/serine/threonine phosphatase activity; protein tyrosine/threonine phosphatase activity; MAP kinase tyrosine phosphatase activity.